AAUCAAGCAUUCUAUUUUUAAUUGUUAAUAAUUAAUCAGAGCCAGUAAUAUUGUUUAAUUAGUUAGUUUAGCAACAUGAAGUGCUUGGUUAUUAGCAAAAUUGGUGUUUUAGUUCUAGUUUUGUUAGCCACGAGCGCAGCCAUAGCACUAGGCCAAGGCACCAGUGUAGGGUUCUACCGAUCCUCGUGUCCCACGGCGGAGCAAAUAGUAAAAGCGACGGUGCGGUCGCAUUACCAGUCGGACACGACGGUUGCGCCCGGGCUGCUGAGGAUGAUCUUCCAUGACUGCUUCGUGCAUGGUUGCGACGGUUCCAUUCUCAUCACCGGCCCGAACUCCGAGAGGACUGCCCCUCCUAACCUACGGCUGAGAGGAUUUGAGGUCAUAGACGAUGCUAAAACAAAGCUCGAAGCUGCCUGCCCGGGGGUUGUUUCUUGUGCUGACAUUCUCGCUCUUGCUGCCCGUGAUUCUGUUGAGCUGACGGGAGGGAUAAGUUGGGCAGUACCAACGGGGCGGCGGGAUGGGAGGGUGUCAUUGGCGUCAGACACGGCUAAUCUUCCGAGUUUCACGGACACCGUUGACGUCCAGAAGCAAAAGUUUCUAGCCAAAGGCCUCAACACUCAAGAUCUCGUUGCUCUCGUCGGGUCGCACACAAUUGGGACAGCAGCUUGCCAGUUCUUCAGCUACAGACUCUUCAAUGCCAGCGCAGACCCUCCAGUAGACCCAUCAUUCCUCUCCACGCUUCAGGCUCUCUGUCCCCAAGGCGGCGACGGCAACAAGCGGGUGGCUCUCGACGACGGCAGCGUCAUUAACUUUGAUAACUCUUACUUCUCGAAUCUCCAAAAGGGUCGUGGGGUUCUUGAAUCUGACCAGAGACUGUGGGCCGAUAUGUCUACCAAAACGUACGUUCAGCGAUUCCUGGGCCUUAGAGGGUUUCUUGGGCUUAGGUUCCCCUUGGAGUUUGGGCGGUCCAUGGUUAAAAUGACUAAUAUUGAGGUUAAAACGGGGAGUGAUGGUGAAAUUCGAAAAGUUUGCUCUGCUACUAACUGAUCUUGCAUGCAUGGGCGAAGGGCUUUUAUAUCUCAUGAUUUGAUGAUUUAGCAUUUACCAUUUUAAUCAUCAUAUUAAAAUAUGAUGAUUUAUCAUUUAUCAUUUUUCACUUGUUUCAUAAUUAUCAACGCAAGUUGUUGCAAUUGUAAUGAUUUCCCUCAAAUAAAUAAUCUAUCUAUUCCUAAUUCGCUUCUCACUUUUGAUUUGAAAUUAAACACUCACUUCCCUUUUUAGUACACGUAAUAUUUAAGUGGU
Cuscuta epithymum is the source of this 1302-nucleotide messenger RNA. The record is from the annotation of a GenBank genome assembly. NCBI's taxonomy places the organism in Eukaryota, Viridiplantae, Streptophyta, Magnoliopsida, Solanales, Convolvulaceae.